AUGUGUUUCGAAGCGGCAAAAGGUAUUAGUGGUUGGAGAAAUAGGUUUGAAGGUUGCAUGGAUAUGGAUGGUAUAAUGCAUGCCUUCAACAGUCAGUGGGUCUCUAAUUGUGAGCUAUGUACAUGUGGUGAACAAUUUGGAAUACAUUGCUGCAGCAAGUUGAAGAGGCCAAGGCUGUAUGACAGAGACAGAUGCAAGGAAAUUUUAAACAAAACUCUCUGUAUAAUCACUGUUGUACUGAAAAGCAAUCCUUCUACGUUCUGUAGAGUCAGGGGUUAUUUAGGUUAA
This is a messenger RNA of Trichosurus vulpecula (common brushtail), 288 nucleotides long. Its product is annotated as beta-microseminoprotein-like. The record is from RefSeq and is a predicted model, not a curated record. NCBI's taxonomy places the organism in Eukaryota, Metazoa, Chordata, Mammalia, Diprotodontia, Phalangeridae. Bases 1 to 288 code for a protein of 95 amino acids. The transcript has 3 exons.